CCCCUACGCACAGCUCGGUCUAAUUGUCACCCUGUUUUUUCUACAACCCCCUCCCCCCCCCACUAGAUAUAUUACGAUCGUGCAUAUGAUCAAAUGCACUUUACUGAAAGGCGCUUGCUAUGAUGACUCACCGAAGUCCUUAUUUAUUGAGGCACUAUGAUUGAGAUCAGUGAUAGAAAGCAGAUGUUCGCCUCGACGUCGUACGUACGUGAUUAUAUUUAACAUUUAACCUCUAUGAUGUUAUUAUGACACUUCCUAUAUCUACUAAUAUAUGCACACAAAUUAACAAGCAGGACAUUGCGCUCAUCCAUCGUGUACGAGAUCACGUCAAGUAAGUCAAGUAACUGUUCUCAAGUUAUAUAACCUGCAGAAGUGUUAUGGAUCCAAGUACUCGAUCACUAAACCUCAUCCUUAUAUCCAUUGUCAAUGGAUUCUUCUUUUUCAUCGGGAUAUUUCUCAACUCCAUUGUAAUAAUCUGUUUACUAAGGUCAAAUCAACACCUGAAGCGAUUGUGUUCGUUCAUGAUUCUGGUCCUGAGCUGUUUUGAUCUUGCCACCGUAAUCGUUUGUCAUCCCUUGAUAAUAACCUCAACCUACAUCUGGUCAACUGGCGACAACGAACAGACUAAUAUUUACCACAGGGUGAAGAAAUAUUCCAAUAUUUUAUUCCAUUUUUCAUUCAUGGCAUUGUUGGUUAUGAACAUCGAUCGAUUUUUGGCCGUGAGUUUCCCGUUCUUUCAUAGACUGAAUGUAACAAGACGGCGUCUGAUGGCUCUGCUUGGAGUGUUUUUGGUUCUAAUCCUCGUCGAAAGAGUCCUCGCUUACCGAGAUAUCUUCGGAAUCAUGUGCUAUGCAGCAGAGGCUGUGUUAGUCGGGGCACUUCUGGUGGUGAUCUUUGUCAUCAAUUGCAAAAUGUACAAGACCGCCAAGACGGCACAACGAGUAGCCACCACAGGUAUAUCUACUUGUAUAUUGGCCGUGGCUUGUUUCAUCGUGUUUUCGGCGCCACUUUUAAUCUACAGUGCAAUCCAGUUCGCUCCAGAUACUUUACAUCAAGGCAAUGGAAAGUUGUUUAGUCUCUGGGCUAGCACGUUUGCGUGUAUGAAUUCUUCCGUGAAUUGUCUCCUCUUCUUCUGGAAAGACAGGAAUUUGCGUCAAGAAGGAGCGAAGGUAUUGGAGGGCUUCGUUAAGCGAGAAUCGAGUACGUUUGAGACAGACAAUCAUGACAUGAGAGCGAUAAAAAAUCAUCGGGAAGCUUAAAAGACUAAUACUCGAGCAAUAGAGAUGGGCCACCCAUAUGAUAAAUCUUCAUAUUGUAGAUUUACGUUUGUUGGUGGAAGUUGUUGAACUUAAAGCGACCUACAUUGAACGCUACUUUCAUAGAAACUUUCUGAAGAUUAGUUGAACUCACUGAACUCAAAAAGACCUUCAUGAAAGGCUAUCUACUUGCAUGGAAAGUUGAACUCAUUGUACCUAACAACCUAAGGGACGCUAUACUUUCAUAGAAAGUGUCUUUAAAUUAGCUGAAGGCAUGAAAUCAAUUCUCCCAUUGACGAUUUUGAACGUCGAAACAAGGAAAUAGUUUAAUGACAGUUUUUCUAGAUCUUCUAUAAUGUACACACCUUUAAGACGGAACCGCACUUAAAAGUUUCCUUUUUACUGAAGUAGGAAAUAAGAAUGUGUAGAAUGAGGAAUUAAGCGUGGUCACGCAUUGUUACAGGGGAUAUUUCUAGCUCUAGAUUAACAAAAGAAAGGUUUGAUGAGUGUUCCAACUAUGUUUCAACUCAAAUAAAAUACAUAAUAGUGUUGGGAAAACAUUAAGAACAGCUAACCAAGAUCGCGUGAUUGCCAUCUCUUAUGCACUCUUAUCCUCGCCUCAUCCGGGGCUAAUAUUCUGUCUUUGUCAAACAAUUAAACCAUGAUAAGUCAUUAACUUUCAAAAAAGCUUAUAAGAAUAUCGCAUGUGUGUUUGGUUUAUACCAGCUACCUUUUAGAAUUGUUACAUCAUUUUCAUUGAUUACAUCAUUUUCACGGCUCAAAACAUAAACAUAACCAAAGUCCGUUCUGCGCAUAUAUUCUGCGCAUCAAUACAUUCCAUCAUUGGGGGAGCAGCAACCUUUGGAAUGUUGUUAAUAUUUCGCACCUUCCGAACUUUCUUGAAUUGAAUCUCUAGUCUGCAUUCAUUUACAAGCAUAGCGAACCGGAAGAGUGUUAAAAAUUCAGUAAAAUAUAUAUCUAAUCAUAUUUUACAACUGUAGCACUGAGUUCAAAAUGUAAACAAGUAAA
This is a messenger RNA of Paramuricea clavata, 2285 nucleotides long. The record is from the annotation of a GenBank genome assembly. Lineage: Eukaryota; Metazoa; Cnidaria; Anthozoa; Malacalcyonacea; Plexauridae.